GCUGUUGAUUGGCUGCUGCAGGAGAGGGCGGUCCUGCUGGCAGCAGUUACCCAGGUUUCCGGUGCUCGACCAGAGAGGUGGGCGCCGUCGGACGUCCGCCGUGAAAUCACAAUGAAGAACCAAGACAAAAAGAAUGGGCCUGGCAAACACUCCAACCCGAAGAGCAGCCCGGGGCAACGGGAAGCAGGACCGGAGGGAGCCCAUGGACGACCCAGACAGACAGCUCCUGGGGCGGAAGCUGAAGGUUCCACAAGCCAGGCUCCUGGGAAGACCGAGGGGGCUCGAGCUAAAGCAGCUCCUUCUGGGGUCCUCUGUGACGUCUCUGAGGAGCUGAGCCGGCAGUUGGAAGACAUUCUGAGUACAUACUGUGUGGACAACAAUCAGGGAGGCCCAGGAGCAGAGGGAGCACAAGGUGAACCCACUGAGCCAGAAGACACAGAGAAGUCCCAGACCUAUGCAGCCAGGAAUGGCGAGCCUGAAUCGGGUAUUCCAGUAGUCAAUGGCGAGAAAGAGACCUCUAAGGGGGAGCCUGGCACAGAAGAGAUCCGAGCAGGUGAUGAGGUCGGAGACCGAGACCAUCGAAGGCCACAAGAAAAGAAGAAAGCCAAGGGUCUAGGGAAGGAGAUCACUUUGCUGAUGCAGACACUGAACACGCUGAGUACCCCAGAGGAGAAGCUGGCUGCGCUGUGCAAGAAGUACGCUGAGCUGCUGGAAGAGCACCGGAACUCCCAGAAGCAGAUGAAGCUCUUGCAGAAGAAGCAGACCCAGCUGGUGCAGGAGAAGGACCAUCUGCGUGGUGAGCAUAGCAAGGCUGUCCUGGCCCGAAGCAAGCUUGAGAGCCUGUGCCGGGAACUGCAACGACACAACCGGUCCCUAAAGGAAGAAGGUGUGCAGCGAGCCCGUGAGGAGGAGGAGAAGCGCAAAGAGGUGACUUCACACUUCCAGGUGACACUGAAUGACAUUCAGCUGCAGAUGGAACAGCAUAAUGAGAGAAACUCCAAGCUGCGCCAAGAGAAUAUGGAACUAGCCGAGAGGCUCAAGAAGUUGAUUGAGCAGUAUGAGCUCCGUGAGGAGCACAUCGACAAAGUCUUCAAACACAAGGACCUGCAGCAGCAGCUCGUGGAUGCCAAGCUCCAGCAGGCCCAGGAGAUGCUGAAGGAGGCAGAGGAGCGGCACCAGCGGGAGAAGGAGUUUCUCCUGAAGGAAGCAGUGGAGUCCCAGAGGAUGUGUGAGCUGAUGAAACAGCAGGAGACCCACUUAAAGCAGCAGCUCGCCCUGUACACAGAGAAGUUUGAGGAGUUCCAGAACACACUUUCCAAAAGCAGUGAAGUGUUCACCACGUUCAAACAGGAGAUGGAAAAGAUGACAAAGAAGAUCAAGAAGCUAGAGAAAGAAACCACCAUGUAUCGAUCCCGGUGGGAGAGCAGCAAUAAGGCUCUGCUGGAGAUGGCUGAAGAGAAAACCCUCCGGGACAAAGAGCUGGAAGGCCUGCAUGUGAAAAUCCAGCGGCUGGAGAAGUUGUGCCGAGCGCUGCAGACAGAGCGCAAUGACCUCAACAAGAGGGUACAGGACCUGACUGCUGGGGGCCAGGGCUCCCUCACUGACAUUGGCUCUGAGCGGAGGCCGGAGGCUGCCACUGCCUCCAAGGAACAAGGUGUUGAGAGUCCUGGGGCUCAACCAUCCAGCUCUCCAAGGGCUACAGAUGCCUCCGGCUGCCCUGGAGCACGGAGCACAGAAACAGCAGGCCAAACAGGGCCCGGAGAGCCCACCUCUGUCACUGCCUAGAGAUCAUGGUGCUUGGGCAUGCUGGGAAGGGGGCAGCAGCCCAGUCAGGCCUGGUCCAUGCAAGGCUUCCACACUGAGCAGCCUAGUGCUGAGGCCCGGGUGUUCUAACCUGGAGGGCAUCGGACACUUUGCAAUUUUGAAUUUUGUGGGUUAGCCUUACAUGGCUGGGGCAGGUGUGCAAACCUCAUGCAGUUCCAUAGUUUACACUUGUAGGUGUGCUGUGGGCCUCACCACGGUUGGAUGUGCAGAUGACGUUGGUGACUCUGUAAACUGAAGAGUCUUAGAAGAUGUCAGCUGUAGCUGCCAUCACAAUAAGCUGGCAGGUCAGAUGACUCCAAUAUUUUCCUACCCAGCUCUGAGGCUCAGACCCCUCUUGGCCCUUUUCAGAGCUCGUGACAAGCGAAAACACCCAGGCCUGAACUCUCCUUUAUAAGCAGAAAUUUGGGCAGUUUGGGCUCUUGUCACUCCCCUGGAGGUUCCAUUGCUUCUCUUAACCUGGGGAUGAUGUCCCUGGCAGAGUCUGUGGGAACAGAAGUGGAGGGUGUGGUUGUGUGGGAAGGAAUCCCCCUCAGGCCCACUUCCUCUCUGGUAGUGCCAGGUCCAGGCCAGUGUUGCUUCUCAGUUCUCAGUAGCCUUAUCAUUCACAGGUGCCUCUAGCCUGCACAAAUAAUUGACAGAUGUCACCCAAAGGAUUCUUUUGGGAGGGUUUUUGUUUGCUUGUUUUGCAUAAGAGUUUGUAUUAAAGAACUUGGAAGGAAGGAAGAGGGAUACUCUAGCAGUGGUUCCCAGGUGCCUGGCCUCCAGUGCCCUACUCGGAACCGCCCUGUCGGAGUCCUUUGCCAUGUAGGUGCCAAGGUGUCCUGCUUGGGAAGGUGAGGUAUUUCAGAGACAGAAAGAGGCUUCCAAUGGCUUUGCCACAAACUUGCCUAUGGGCUUCAGCCUAGGCGACGCCCACUGGUUCCCAUCAUUCCUCCAUGCAGCCUUUGCUGGACCCCAGGUCCGAAUGCCCCUUGAAUUAUGGUCUUUUUUUUUUUCCCCUGCCUCCUCACCUCCAACUCAGGAGCAGUUUUUGAAGACUGCUCACGUGCUGUUUCCUAGCCCCCUCUCAGCCAGAAAGUGAGUCCUUGGGAUUUCACUUCUUCCUGCCUAAGCUGACUGGCAGGUCAAGAACACACAUCCCAGGAACCAAAAUAGCUGCAGGGACUUGUCUUUACCCUCCCUCCCCACCCCCCUCACAAUGUCACUGUCCUCUACGCAGCCUUGCUGAAGUUCUUGCUGCUCACCUGUCUGGCUGUAGCAGUUUCCACAGCAGCUUUCCAGAUAACAGUGUCUCCUUUCCGUAAGCUAAGUGGACCAUAUCCUGAGGCUGGAUAGAAUUUUGCUUCUAACUGUAUUUCAACUAUUGCAUUAUCCUGCAAGUUUCUUCAUCUCUCAUAACUAGCCUCUAUGGCCCCACAUUCAUUAGAAAUUGAGCUGGGUGUGUGGUCUGUUCCUGUAAUCCCAGAACUCAGCAGAGCUAGGAAGCAGGAGUGACCCCUUGUCGAAAACCAAAAAGUAAAAGGCUGGGAGACAACAUCACAUGCUAACAAUCAUGUGCUUAAAUCUACAAAUUACGAAUGACCCCUUCCCCAUGUCACAUUCUCUACCAUUUCAAAUACUUAGUACCCCCAGACUCCCAGCUGUGGGAGUGUUGAGGCUGCUUUGCCAUCUCCAGCUGGGAUCUGUUGUCCUGUGGAAUUUCUCCCAAGGUCUUAUCUCUUGGAAAUCAUAAUAGUAUUCCUGUUCCAGUAAGGCCUCCCAGCCCGUAUUCCAGGCUGAGAUCUGACCUGUUAACCCAUGGAGCUCUUCAGGCCGUAGGGAUGUAAGGGUAAGGCGUCUUUCUGCCUCCUUGGAAACGGAAGGGCCUUCUGUGGUCCACACGUCGGCUUGCAUCACUUCAGCUACCUCUUAAAGCAUGUGCAGGGUUACAGCUGUUAGGUCUUGGUGUGGCGGGCUGGGAGGCUACAAUUUGUCAGUAGAACCUUGGCUGUUUGCUCCAUCCACUUGUAGGCAGCCAGGACGAUACAUAGAUGGUAAUCUCUUCCUUUCUCCUCUCCACUGACCAAAUCUAAACAGUCCCUACAGCUGCUCUGCUUUCCAAAGUCAGCCCAGGAGCCUGGGCCAGCUGCAGGGAAGUGGCCUAUCUGUGAGAGGGCCACUGCCUUCCUCACGUGGCCAAGUCCCUUGCACAUGACCUCAUUUUAGGACCAAGAGCUGUGUUGGUUUCUUAGAUUGUUAGUUUUUCUCUAGAGGACCACAGUGGGUAUGGCUUAGAGCCCAGGGCCCUUGGCUAUACAAACAAUAUUUAGGUCCUUGUCCAGGUGAGAGUUUCAUGUACGCCAUGUCAGCCCCAUUCUUUGUCGUCGUUUUCUAUGAGGCUUUUGGACCACGGGCAGAGCUUAGGCACUUUCGGUAAGAAUGUUGUUUCUGUAAAGAUGGUUAUUUAACGCUUCCCAAUCCCCGUCAUGUUAGUCCUACUGAGGGCUGACCAGAGGCCGGUGGAACUGCCCAGGUGUCCACAGUGGGGCUGUGGCCUGCUGAGAGUUGUUCCAGCCCCCCUUCCCACCUUAAUAGCCUGGGUGGAUCACCAGGCAUCUGACUGCCCUUAACCAGCCUAGGGUAGGAGGACUGCCUCUGUCCCAGUGAUUGCUUUCCUUUGCCACCCACACUUGUUUGAAGUUGAACUGACACCAUUUUCUUUCUUCCCUCUCCCCUUCCCAGUCUACUUUUGGUAUUCACAACAGCCAGGGACUUGAUACUGAUGUAUUUUACACCACAUUAAAUAGUCUGUUGCCUUAUUUGUAUCUCAGCUAAUAGAUGAUUUGAUGUUUUCUGGAUCGACAAAGUGACCUGCCAUGAUCCUGCACCUCUCUACUGGCCAUAGGUUGAGGACCCUGACAGAUUCUCUAGCUGUGUUUGCUUUUGGUGUAGAAAAGAAAAUCAAAGGACAUAAGUAAAAAAUUUUAGAAGUUUGAAUAAGGUGUGCACACAUGUAAUCCCAGCACGGAAAGGCUGAGGCAUGGUUGCCAUGAGUUCAAGGCUGCCUUGGGCAGCAUCAGCUAGGCUUGUCUCAAGGAGGUGGAAUUGAGGGCCUCCAGACAUGGUAGGACAUGCUCUUAAUACCAGCACUCUGAAGGAAAAGGCAGAAGGAUCUCUCAAUUUGAGGUCAGCCUGGUCUACGUAUAGUAUUCCAGUGUGCUGUAGUGAGGGCCUGUGAGAGUGAGGUGGAGGGGUGGCUCCCUGGAUGGUAAGAGGACGUGCUCCUUCUUUUGUUCUCCGUAAGUACAUCUUGACACCGCCACACAUGUACAUACAAUGUUCAUAUAAUAAUACAUGUAAUUUUUAAAAAAUUAGUAACUAUUGAGAGGAAAAGUACUUUUAAAGCAGGUAGAGGUCCUGAAAAGGACAGACAGAAGUCAUGACCUGAUCAGUUGAACCUGCCAUAAUAGAACAUGUCUUUAAUCCCAAAGGUUUAUAAGACCUUUACAAAAAGAAAAGUUGCUUACAAGUUUUGCAAGGUGCCCAGGAGGGUGAGGGAAGAGAGGAGUUCUGUUUAGGUGUUCUUGAAAGUUUUGAACAGAGAGAACAGUAAGGACCCAUUGAAGGAAGGUGUUCAAACAGUACUGAGUAAGGCGUGAACUACUGGGCCUGUGCCAUUGGCCCUCCUCAGGGGACCGCACAAGGACUUUGUGCAGACUUUGUGGUUCUUUAAUUCAGCUCGUUUCCUCUAGGGGAAACUACAUGUGGCCUCACCCAGCACCAAUCCUCUCUCAGUUGGUUAGGCAGAAAAGAUGGAAAUGCUCAGCUUUACAGGAGCUGUGCCUCGAUCCCUUCUAGCCAGAGGUGGUAGGCUAAUACUAAUCCAUGUACAUCAGACACCACAUUGGAUCCAGAAGUCCUCCAGUAGGGUGGGAGAGGAUUCCUUUCCUGAUCCAGGUCAGGAGCUUCCAAGUAAAGUAGCUCUACUAAAGCUCUGGCUCCUCAGGGAAGCUGCUGAAGGUGGGAACCCCAAGGUGCUUCUGCGCCCUCUGCCACUUCUAAGAGGAAAGGGACAUCCCCACUGUGCACCUCUCUCUCUGGUUCUCAGUCUGCAGAAGCAACAACUCUGGGUCCCCACAGCCAGGGUCCCAUGUCAGGGAAAUCUGUUGUUGAGGAAAAGAGAAGAUGGGUGCUUUGUUGCCUAGGUCUGUUUAAUUUGAGCCUGCUGGGCAGCCUGGCUAAGGACACUACUCUCCUGUGGCAUCAGAUACUGCUCUGGAAAUCUGAACCAAGAUCCUCUGCCAGAUCUUUAAAUAGCUGCCUCAUUGAUCGGACCUCCCUCCUGGCCAGCUGCACUACAACCAACAGUUCCUUCCCAUCUCCUGCCAGGUUGCCAGAUCUCCUGUUGUGCUCUGGAUCUACCUAUGUAGGAGGUGGGGAGAGGUCCUGUCAGUUGAAAUGCACUUAGAGGCUAGGAAUGUCUGGAUGUAAUGGAACAACGACAUUGCCCAGGAAUGAGUGACUACUGGUUAUUUUCAGCAAAAUAACAAUUAUGUCUCAGGAUUAUAAGGAUUAAAUGUAUAUAAAAGGCUUAA
Grammomys surdaster is the source of this 6398-nucleotide messenger RNA. It is a transcript of the gene Txlna, whose product is annotated as taxilin alpha. Gene Ontology annotation, molecular function: syntaxin binding. The coding region runs from base 112 to 1785 and encodes 557 amino acids. The record is from RefSeq and is a predicted model, not a curated record. The transcript is spliced from 11 exons. Lineage: Eukaryota; Metazoa; Chordata; Mammalia; Rodentia; Muridae.